Messenger RNA from Saccharomycopsis crataegensis, 216 nucleotides. RefSeq lists its product as uncharacterized. The coding region runs from base 1 to 216 and encodes 71 amino acids. The transcript has a single exon. Lineage: Eukaryota; Fungi; Ascomycota; Saccharomycetes; Ascoideales; Saccharomycopsidaceae. The record is from RefSeq and is a predicted model, not a curated record.
AUGAAGUCCGAUGAUAGAGUCAUGCCAUUAGGAGACAAGCUUAGAAAAGUUGAAGAAGUUAAGAAGAAAGAAGAAGCAAGUGCCAAAGGGAAUGCAAAAAUCACGUACCCAGCCGCCACCACAUCAAAAAACACAAAUAACAUGUUCCUAUUGGAAAUGUGUGGUAUCUCCCCACCGAAAUCCGUGUUAUUAGAACGCAUAUCCAUAAAGCAAUAA